This is a messenger RNA of Homalodisca vitripennis (glassy-winged sharpshooter), 1313 nucleotides long. Its product is annotated as alpha-ketoglutarate-dependent dioxygenase alkB homolog 7, mitochondrial. Bases 201 to 971 code for a protein of 256 amino acids. The transcript is spliced from 4 exons. Gene Ontology annotation, biological process: fatty acid metabolic process; DNA damage response. The record is from RefSeq and is a predicted model, not a curated record. NCBI's taxonomy places the organism in Eukaryota, Metazoa, Arthropoda, Insecta, Hemiptera, Cicadellidae. Gene Ontology annotation, cellular component: mitochondrial matrix.
UUGGCUUGAUUCUAAUCAAUGUUACGAUUACGGGAUUCGUUACGAAGUGUGCGCUGUUGUUGGAAGGUUAUAACCUCCUCCAAAUAACAUUGCAAUCUUAUCUUUUAGAAAAUAAUCUUUUGUGUUAUGUUUUUUGAAAAAAUAUGUUUAUAUGAUAAAAAUAUGAUAUGAGGUUUGCAAUUUCUUAUGAAUGAGUGAUUAUGAAUACUUUACGCCGCCUUACUUCUGAGUUCAUAAAUCUCAACCGUAGUACUAAAAAUUACUUAAUUACUAUCAAGUCAUGUCAUAGUUCUAAACUGCUUGAAAAUAGUAGAAAUCAUUGUUAUUACAUAAAGCUUGUCAAUUACCACAUUGACGUUAAUCAAUAUAGUAGCUUCAUUGAAUUUGGAAAAAAAACAGUGAGAGAUGAAGAAAAACAAAAUAUUUACAAUAAUAUGUUGAUUUUUGAUUCGUUUUUGAGUGCAGAAGAAGAAAAUUCUCUUUUGAAUGAAAUAGAGCCGUACAUGAAGAGACUGCAUUAUGAAUUCAGCCAUUGGGAUAAUGCUAUUCAUGGAUACAGAGAAACUGAGAGAUUGAAAUGGAAUCAAGAUAAUACGAAGAUAAUCAAUCGAGUUCGUGAAUGUGCUUUCCUACCUGGAAGUCCCCAGCUUCGUUAUGUGCAUAUUUUGGAUCUUGCUGAAGAGGGUUUUAUAAAACCGCACAUAGACAGUGUUCGGUUCUGUGGAAAUACGAUAGCUGGGCUAAGCCUGCUUACUGAUUCUGUAAUGCGACUUGUCCAUGACAAGGAUAAAUCCAAGGUUAUAGAUGUUUUACUAAAGCGUCGCUCACUCUACAUCAUGAGGGAUUCCGUGAGAUAUGACUACACACAUGAGAUUUUACCCAAUCAGGAGUCAAAAUUCAAACAAGAACCUGUUAUUAAGAAACGACGGAUCUCAAUAAUUUGCAGAAAUGAACCAACUCCAUCUAGUUAACGCAAUUUAGUAUUUUAAGUUCAAUUUAUUUUUCUGUAAAAUAUUAUUACUCCUUCCUAGUUGUAUGUAAAAUACUAAGACUGUUAUAGAUAUAAUGACUCGCCUUUGGCUCAAAGCUGCCUGCAUGUCAAAUUGCUGUUUCUUAGAACUCGAAGUAUUGUACCUAUAUAUCAGUAAGUGAAUGAGUCAGUGAAUCAGUUUCACAUGCAGCUGUAUAUGUUACAUUUAAGACAGUUUUAUUAAAUGUCCAAAAAAUUCAUAAUGUACAAAUAUUUUUGAAUAUGUUAUACUUGAACUUAGUGUGAUAUUGUAUAUUAAAGUGAUUUUCUGGUGUUUACAUGA